Balaenoptera musculus (blue whale) is the source of this 5725-nucleotide messenger RNA. It is a transcript of the gene SLC4A5, whose product is annotated as solute carrier family 4 member 5. Gene Ontology annotation, molecular function: solute:inorganic anion antiporter activity; monoatomic anion transmembrane transporter activity; sodium:bicarbonate symporter activity. Gene Ontology annotation, biological process: renal system process; monoatomic anion transport; bicarbonate transport. Lineage: Eukaryota; Metazoa; Chordata; Mammalia; Artiodactyla; Balaenopteridae. The record is from RefSeq and is a predicted model, not a curated record. The coding region runs from base 445 to 3897 and encodes 1150 amino acids. Gene Ontology annotation, cellular component: plasma membrane. The transcript is spliced from 26 exons.
GACUGGAUCAUCUCUAAGGUCCCUUAGACCUCUACCUCUAAGACAGAAUUCAAAAGGAUCUGGGGUAGAAACCAUGCAGGGAGAUAAACCAGCAUUUCAAAAUCCAGGCUGAAACAACACUGCCAUGUAAAAUCACCAAGUUAAAAUCUAAGAAGAAACUUAAAGAUGUCUGCUAUGAUCCUGGGCAGCUCUGUUCAGACCCUGCACUACCCUGGUCUGUCAGCCAACCAGGCAUCAGUCCCUCACACUGCAGGAGUGUCCCUUCCCCCAUCCUGGUCACAUGGCUGGCCGCCACUGAGCCCACAAGUCAAUCUCCAAUGCCCCAAAUACUGUUCAGCCUGGAAAUCACAGAGAGUCCUUCUCACCAACCAAGAGCAACAGAACGAGUGGCUCUGGCCUCCCUGAGAUUUGGAUCGUGGUUUCCAACGCUUAGAGCUUGAAGUUAUGAAGGUGGAGGAGGAAAAGGCUGGGGUAGGGAAGCUGGACCCCACUAACUACAGGAGACGAUGUCAGGAUCAGGAAGACUGCCGUUCCAUCCACAUUGGGCUUUCAGUCCCCAGUUACCCUCACAGGAAAAGAGACCAGAAGGGACAUCUUUCAGGCCUGCAAAAGGUCCGCUGGGGCUUGCGGCCAGACAAGCCGCAGCAGGGGCUGGCCAGUGCCGGCAGCACUGUGGAUCAUGUCAGCAGGACACGGUCUCCAGCUGCUGAGCAGCUCCAGGACAUCCUGGGGGAGGAAGAUGAGGCUCCCAACCCCACCCUCUUCACAGAGAUGGACACUCUGCAGCACGACGGAGACCAGAUGGAGUGGAAGGAGUCGGCCAGGUGGAUAAAGUUUGAAGAAAAGGUAGAGGAAGGAGGCGAGCGCUGGAGCAAGCCCCAUGUGUCCACACUGUCCCUGCACAGCCUCUUUGAGCUCCGGACCUGCCUGCAGACGGGGACGGUGCUGCUGGAUUUGGACAGCGGCUCCUUACCACAGAUCAUAGAUGAUGUCAUUGAAAAACAAAUCGAGGACGGCCUCCUUCGGCCAGAGCUCCGAGAGAGGGUCAGCUACGUCCUACUGAGGAAACACCGUCACCAAACCAAGAAGCCCAUCCACCGCUCCUUGGUUGACAUUGGAAAGUCAGUCUCCUCCACCACCAAUCGCAGCCCAGGCCGGAGCCCCGCGGCGGGCCCGAGCCUACACCACUCCACCGAGGACCUGAGGAUGCGGCAAAGCGCAAAUUACGGCCGCCUGUGUCACGCCCAGAGCAGAAGCAUGAAUGAUAUUUCUCUCACCCCAAAUACAGACCAGCGGAAAAACAAAUUCAUGAAGAAGAUCCCCAAGGACUCAGAAGCCUCCAAUGUGCUCGUGGGCGAGGUGGACUUCCUGGACCAGCCAUUCAUUGCCUUCGUGCGUCUCAUCCAGUCAGCCAUGCUGGGAGGAGUGACAGAGGUGCCUGUCCCCACCAGAUUUCUGUUCAUACUGCUGGGACCUUCUGGGAGAGCAAAAUCCUACAACGAAAUUGGCCGUGCCAUUGCAACCCUCAUGGUAGACGACCUCUUCAGCGACGUGGCCUACAAGGCCAGGAAUCGGGAGGAUCUGAUCGCGGGGAUUGAUGAGUUUCUAGACGAGGUCAUCGUGCUUCCCCCUGGAGAGUGGGACCCAAAUAUUCGAAUUGAGCCACCCAAGAAGGUGACUUCUGCUGACAAGAGGAAAUCCGUGUUCUCCCUGACUGAGCUAGGCCAGAUGAACGGCUCUGUGACGGGAGGCGGCGGCGGGGCUGGAGGCGGCGGCGGCGGCGCUGCAGGUGGCGGCGGCGGCGGCGGCGGCGGCAGCGGGGCCGGCGGAGGGAGCAGCGGGGAUGAUGGGGAGAUGCCAACCGUGCACGAGAUCGGGGAAGAGCUCAUCUGGACAGGAAGGUUCUUCGGUGGCCUGUGUCUGGAUGUCAAGAGGAAGCUGCCCUGGUUCCCAAGUGACUUCUAUGAUGGCUUCCAUAUUCAGUCCAUCUCUGCCAUCCUAUUCAUCUACCUCGGCUGCAUUACCAACGCAAUCACCUUCGGUGGGCUUCUGGGGGAUGCCACUGACAAUUAUCAGGGAGUGAUGGAGAGUUUCCUGGGCACUGCCAUGGCUGGCUCCUUGUUCUGCCUCUUCUCGGGACAGCCUCUCAUCAUCCUCAGCAGCACAGGGCCCAUCCUCAUCUUCGAGAAGCUCCUCUUCGACUUCAGCAAAGGCAAUGGCCUGGACUACAUGGAGUUCCGCCUCUGGAUUGGCCUACACUCAGCUGUCCAGUGCCUUAUCCUGGUGGCCACAGAUGCCAGCUUUAUCAUCAAGUAUAUCACCCGCUUCACUGAGGAGGGCUUCUCCACCCUCAUCAGUUUCAUCUUCAUCUAUGAUGCCAUUAAGAAGAUGAUUGGUGCCUUCAAGUACUACCCCAUCAACAUGAACUUUAAGCCUGACUCUAUCACCAUCUACAAAUGCGAGUGCAUCGCCCCCGACACAGCGAAUACAACCGCGUUCAAUGCUUCAGCCACGUCGCCACCAAACACCAACACUUCUCUGUACAACCCCCUUAACCUCACAGCGUUGGACUGGUCCCUGCUGAGCAAAAAGGAGUGUUUGAACUAUGGUGGGCGCCUACUUGGGAAUUCCUGCCAGUUCAUCCCAGACUUGGCACUCAUGUCCUUCAUCCUUUUCUUCGGGACAUACUCCAUGACCCUGACCCUGAAGAAGUUCAAAUUCAGCCGCUAUUUCCCUACCAAGGUUCGGGCCCUAGUAGCUGACUUUUCCAUCAUUUUCUCCAUCCUGCUGUUCUGUGGAAUUGAUGCCUGUUUUGGCCUGGCAACCCCCAAGCUGCUCGUGCCCAGCGUCAUCAAGCCCACGCGGCCUGAUCGAGGCUGGUUCGUGGCCCCCUUUGGGAAGAACCCGUGGUGGGUGUACCUGGUAAGCAUCCUGCCCGCCCUGCUGGUGACCAUCCUGAUCUUCAUGGACCAGCAGAUCACGGCCGUCAUAGUCAACCGGAAGGAGAACAAGCUGAGGAAGGCCGCCGGCUACCAUCUGGACCUGCUCUGGGUGGGCAUCCUCAUGGCUCUCUGCUCCUUCAUGGGGCUCCCCUGGUACGUGGCUGCCACAGUCAUCUCCAUUGCCCACAUCGACAGCCUCAGGAUGGAGACGGAGACCAGCGCCCCUGGGGAGCAGCCGCAGUUCCUGGGGGUCAGGGAACAGAGAGUGACCGGCACCAUUGUCUUCAUCCUGACAGGGAUCUCUGUCUUCCUGGCUCCCAUCCUGCAGUACAUCCCUUUGCCAGUGCUGUAUGGAGUCUUCCUCUACAUGGGUGUGGCCUCCCUGAAUGGCAUCCAGUUCUGGGAUCGCUGCAAACUCUUCCUGAUGCCGGCCAAGCACCAGCCGGACCAUGCCUUCCUGCGGCACGUGCCCCUGCGCCGGAUCCACCUCUUCACCCUGGUGCAGAUACUGUGCUUGGCUGUGCUCUGGAUCCUCAAGUCUACGAUGGCCGCCAUCAUCUUCCCAGUCAUGAUCCUGGGCCUCAUCAUCGUUCGAAGGCUUCUGGACCUCAUCUUCUCCCAGCAUGAUUUGGCCUGGAUUGACAACAUCCUUCCAGAGAAGGAGAAAAAGGAGGCAGAUAAGAAGAAAAGGAAAGGGGCCCAUGAGCACAGUGACGAGGAGGACAAAGAUCUUCCAGUUGGAGUUACUCACUCUGAUUCUUCCUUCAGUGAUUCAGAACUCGACCGAAGCAUCACCCUGCACUUCAAAAUCUCCUGUCCAGCUUCACCUGCCUUCAGCUACUCACAGAGCCCAGUCUUCAUGGUGCCACAGGUGAAGAUAGAGAUGGAGCCAGACUGUGACUUCACAGACAUGGAAAGAUACAGAAGAGAAGCUGACAGCGAGACCACCCUCUAGGAGGACGGACGGGGCACAGAGUGAGGGCCUGGUUUAGUCUUCACUGUGAGGGUCUGGGCCAAAACCCUUCACUUUUCCAAACCUGUUUCCUAUUUACCAAACAGAGGGAGUCAUUCUGCUUGAUAGAAAACUGGGGAGCUGCUGAUGAAAAGUACUACUUACGUGCAAAGCCCUCUACUUCCCUCUGUAGUUAUGAAAAUAACUAAAGCUAAAUGUUACACCUUAUUUUAAAAUGCAGUCCAGCAUAGAAAUUAUAACAUUUCUUUUGAAAUGAAAAAAUGCUUUCUCUCAAAACUGUAGCUAAGAUAAAGGGGCACUAGUUAAUUUUUAUUUAAAACAAAUAUCAGUUAAGAUUUUUUUUUUAAAGCUGAGAUUUUAAAUUAUCUAGAUGGUCUUAAAACAACUUAAAAUACUCAUGCUUUAAGAGACCAAGGUUGGAAAAUUUGUUUUGCAAUUUUGCAUAUUAAGAAAUGCUAAAAAGGACCUCUUAUCUCUCCAUCCAAUUCAGUUUUCUAAGGGUCAUAUGACAAGUUUGAACUAUCUGCAUUAUGAGCCUUGUUCCAGCACAGAAGUGUGACUGGGGCUUUUCCAGAUUGAAAGCUAUUUCUAAAAGUCUGGUAAUGAAAGAACCAACAUGUUUGAGUGGAUAUUUUAAAAACAAAAUAGUUCCUGUUAAAAUGAAAUCUCAAAUCACAUGGCAAAUCAACAAAAUGAUCCUUUAAAUUAGUAUCACUGGUUUUUCAAGCCCAGAAUCACAUUUCAUUAUGCAUUUGGGUAGGUCUUUCCUGCAAGUUUUCAAUGGCCUGAUUCCCAAAGUCAAACUUGCAUUCACAUGAAUAUUGCAUAUUAGGCAGGGCUAAUGUGAAAUUUUGGAAAGUUAAAACUCUGUAAUACUAGUCAGACUAGUACUUUAAAGGAAUAAUUAGAAACAAAUUGGGUAGAUUUAAAACCCGUUAAUAGUGAAGCAAACUCUUUUCCUCAUGAAACUUAAGAUCAGUCUUCUUAUCUUUAAGUCACAUUUAACAAACACCAACCGUGUUUAUUUACCACCUACUGUGUGCCUGAGAGCCACAAUGCAUCUGACAUUUACCUUCUCCAAAAAAACUGUGGAUUUGAAUCUUGAGUAAAUCACUUUGGUUACGGUUACCACAUUUACUCAAGAUGACAAAUGCAGGUGCUUUUUCUUUAUCCCUUUCUAUUUUUUAAAGACAAAUGACACUAGGUCAUUAACCACCUUGAGUACAGGGACAGUUAAUUGCCUCUGUAAUCCCCAGAGCCAGUACAGUGCCUGGUCCAUAGAAAGCUCUCAGUGUUUAUUAAAUGAAAUCUCAGAACUCCCUUCCAAGUAUACUGCCAUGAGGUAAAGCUCUAAACCUCCACCACUUCUACUGAGGGCAGCAGAAUUACUUAGCUGCUCACUAAUCCAGAACCAUUGCCUGAGUUUAAGUAUAAAUUCUUUGUCUUCAUCUGCACCAGUUCUGGGAGAGCUAACAAUCUACCCUUAACAUUUCAGUUUUAAAAACUGGCUGAUUUCCAAUAGCACUUUGUCCAAAUUGAAUUGUAGAAAUGUUGUGGAUUCAGGAGUAAAUGUGCUUGAUUAAUCAAACAAGCUGGAAAACUAGAAUGUUAAUUUUUUGUUGUUGUAAACUGAUCACCGUAAUUUUCACAUUGCCUGUCAUUUGCAUUUUGUACACACACACACACACACACACACAUACACACGAACAUUUUAAUUUCCAUAGCUUUUAAUAGGUUGACAUAUUGGUACUUCUCCAUGCAGUAACAAUAACUUGUAACUACAGUUCAAUAAAACUUAAUUCUGUCUGCU